AAUUACGUCGAACAGAUCAACUUGAUUGAUCAAGAAGCUAUUGCCUCAGAGAUUGAAAAGCAAAUCUGUGAUGUUUGUCAUCAAGUGGUAACAAAAUCCAUACUGUACGAAAAGAAUGCCGCCUUUUGUUCGGAGGAGUGUUGGCAACGUGUACUGCAUACAGCGUUGGACGAUUUCACUGUGGGUGGGAUGAGCGCAUGGCCGUUGGACACAUUCACCUCCCUCAAGGCAAAAAAAUUUCUAGUCGAUCUAGCGUCAAAGUCAUACGAUGGAAACAUGAUUGUCAAGAUGGAAAGUUUUAUCCAAUUAACCCAGCAGUUAGGUACAAGUGAUUUGACCAAUGUGGAACAUCUGGUUCAUCGGUUACGUAUUUUCGCCAUGACCGAACUAGUGAACGAUCCGACAUUGGCCCGACUACACGAGGCGUGCACUCAACUUGCUGACCUGUUGGACUUUCAAUUCCUCUAUGUAAGUCCCAGUCCCCAUGCACCUAAUUUGACUAUUGUACUUCAGCACGAUGCAUGGCGUUCAUUCUGUAUGAGCGAUCCAAAUUCGGACAAGUUGUCCUCGAUGCUCACUUUAUCACUGGCCGAAACUAUUCGAGUGUGCUGUGAUAUGGAUAAGACAGUGGGCCUUGGCAGUCGAGUACAUCAGCUCCGAACACAACACAAGGUUUUGGACGAACAAUUUCGUUGGUUAAUCACUGAACCGCUUCUUCAUGGUGGAAACUGGGCAGAACUGGAAGGGUUGUUGUUGGAAAAGAAAUGGCUUAAACGUCGUGUGGAAACAACUCUGCCAAACGAUCGUCUUGUGAUGUACCUUCACUCUUUGCAUGCCCCAGAAGAUGUAUUGUCUGGCUACCUGGAACUUUCAAACGACACGGACGAACUGUUGGAAAUUGCUACCAGACUUCGUAUGUACAAAGUUGCCGUCAGUUGUUGUGCCAAACGGCGAGAUAUGGCCGGUAUGAAAGAGCUGCUAUCUCGUAUACCAAAGAAGGAACCGGAAUACGCUAAAGUCCUCUAUUACCUAUCCCUAGCUGUGAGUGAUAUUCGUGGAUAUCUCACUGCGUUCGCUUAUUAUUCCCGUUCGAAACUAUACUUCUCUCCCACAUGCAUGUUGCACGGAACACAGAUGAGUUUUUAUUUCACUCUUUCCGCGAAGUGA
This is a messenger RNA of Echinostoma caproni, 1167 nucleotides long. Lineage: Eukaryota; Metazoa; Platyhelminthes; Trematoda; Plagiorchiida; Echinostomatidae. The record is from the annotation of a GenBank genome assembly.